AUGUGGCGAGUAGUAGUUGCUCGUUCGGAUGAGAACAGUACCCUCCUUUCAUCAGAAAUAAGUACCGGAGGAAUGGGACCAGCAGGUCAUCUUUCGAGCCUUUCUGGGCCACCAGCGACCCAUCACUGGGGCUACCCACCACCCUCUCAUCAUCCAUCAUAUCAACCUCCCCAGCAUCCAGAUAUGCGACAUCAUCAUGAUAUGAGAAAUCCCGAUCCCAGACAUCCUAAUCCUAAUGAACUCAGACCAGAACUUAGGCAUCCGGAUAUGCAGAGGCCAGAUUUAAGGCAUCCGGCCGAAUUGAGGCAUCCGGAGAUGCAGCGCCAUCAGGACAUUAGGCAUCAAGAUAUGACGGUCAUGAGGCCAGACUUGACUGAGUUGAGGCCGAGUCAUGAACUUCCGGAAUUGAAAAUUGAUGGUGCCGAGUUGAGGACUCAGGAUGCUCAGCAACAGGCGCAACAACAAGCUCAGGCGCAAGGACAUCAGAGGAAUCUCAAGAGGACUAUGAGUGAUUCGGAUUGUGAUGAUGUUUUUUCCGAAGAAAGUGGCAAGGAACCAUGCAAUUCACCUGGAGGUGAUUCUUGUCAGCAUACUUCCAGAAAAAGAAGAAGAGGUAUGAUUGAGAAGAAACGAAGAGAUAGAAUAAACGCAUCCCUUGGUGAACUGAGAAGAUUGGUACCUGCGGCUGCGAGAGAUCCACACAGUGGAAAAUUGGAAAAAGCGGAAAUACUUCAGCUUACUGUCGAACAUCUGCGAACGCUCAGAAAUAAAGGUCCAGAAGGUUAUGACAGUACGAAAUUGGCAAUGGAUUAUCAUGCAGUGGGAUGGGGCGAAUGUGCUGCAGAAGUCGGUCGAUAUCUAGUGACAAUGGAAGGCCUUGACGAGAGAGAUCCUUUGAGAUUGAGGUUACUUUCUCAUCUACAAAGCUUCCACAGGGAACAUCCCCAUUCCGCAGGACCUGCAAUUUCAUCUCCAGCGACUUUGACCUCGACCUCCAGUGCAACCAGCUAUGACCCGCCGAGUUCAGUAUCGACUGGAAUGCCUCCAGGUUCGGGGAGUAUGCCACCCCUUUUGGGUGGUACCUCCCUCGGAUGGGGCCAAUAUCCGGGACAAUAUCCCCAACAGCAACACGGAAAACCGUAUCGACCCUGGGGCGCUGAGUUAGCUUAUUAA
Molecule: messenger RNA, 1173 nt
Organism: Belonocnema kinseyi
Lineage: Eukaryota; Metazoa; Arthropoda; Insecta; Hymenoptera; Cynipidae
Gene: Hey
Product: hairy/enhancer-of-split related with YRPW motif protein-like
Exons: 4
Coding region: 1-1173 (390 amino acids)
Biological process (GO): regulation of transcription by RNA polymerase II; anterior/posterior pattern specification; regulation of neurogenesis
Cellular component (GO): nucleus
Molecular function (GO): protein dimerization activity; DNA-binding transcription factor activity, RNA polymerase II-specific; RNA polymerase II cis-regulatory region sequence-specific DNA binding
Source: RefSeq, a predicted model, not a curated record